GUAUAUAUUAGUUGUGACAAUGAUGUAAAGUAUUGGUCAAGUUGUUGGAGUAAUUUAUCUAAAUAAAAUAAUUAGCAAACGUGAGGUGAUUAACCACUAUGAUUUCUUAUAAACUCACGUUGACUUCUGAGAAUUUUUGAAAGUCUGACAUCAGAUCUAUGACAAGAGGAGCAGGAGGGGAGACAGUGGCAUGGAGUUACUUUUGCAGAGAUGUUGUGCCGUUCACUGCAAUGGUCGCGGUGGAGUGUGUUACGGUUGGAUCUAAUACACUGUUCAAGGCUGCGACAUUGCGAGGAUUGAGCUUCUAUGUCUUUGUCUUCUAUACCUAUGUUGUUGCUACACUUGUUCUUCUUCCACUUUCCCUCAUUUUUGGAAGGUCAAAACGAUUACCUUCUGCCAAGACCCCUGUCUUCUUCAAUAUUUUCUUACUUGCGCUUGUUGGGUUCAUGUCUCUGAUAGUUGGUUGUAAAGGUAUAGAAUAUAGUUCACCAACUCUUGCCUCUGCUAUCAGCAAUCUGACACCAGCUUUCACAUUUACGCUCGCCGUUAUCUUCAGAAUGGAACAAAUAGUCUUAAGGAGCUCCGCGACUCAGGCCAAAAUCAUUGGCACGAUAGUAUCUAUAUCUGGUGCUUUGGUUGUUAUUCUUUAUAAAGGCCCUAAAGUUCUAACUGAUGCAUCUCUUACACCUCCAUCACCUACCAUUUCGCUUUACCAGCAUUUGACUUCAUUUGAUUCGAGUUGGAUAAUCGGAGGUCUUUUGCUCGCUACACAGUAUUUGCUUGUUUCAGUCUGGUAUAUUCUUCAGACUCGGGUCAUGGAGUUAUACCCUGAAGAAAUAACUGUAGUAUUCUUGUAUAACUUAUGCGCUACGCUUAUCUCGGCACCAGUAUGUCUAUUUGCGGAAAAAGACUUGAAUUCUUUUAUACUUAAACCGGGUGUCUCCCUUGCUUCAGUCAUGUACUCGGGAGGCUUAGUUUCAUCAUUUGGCUCAGUUAUACACACUUGGGGUCUGCAUCUUAAGGGUCCAGUCUACAUAUCCUUGUUCAAGCCGUUGUCUAUUGUCAUUGCGGUCGCUAUGGGUGUUAUGUUCCUCGGCGAUGCACUUUACCUUGGGAGUGUCAUUGGAUCAUUGAUUUUGAGCUUAGGAUUCUACACUGUGAUUUGGGGAAAAGCAAGAGAGGAUUCAAUCAAAACUGUGGCUGGUACUGAGCAGUCCCCUUUGUUGCCUUCACACACCAUAGAAGAAGAAGCCUCAUUAAGCUGUGACUGAUGCAAGUGGAAUCUGUUAAGAGAUGGUCCCCAUUGAUGUUUACGUAUAGCUACACUACAUUGUACAUAUGGUAAUUUUGUAUGUUUUUCUUUCUUGUACUAUUUCAAGUUAAGGAUUUUUAAUUAAUGUAAGACGACUGAUAUUGCCAGUUAGGAAACCUUCUCUU
Molecule: messenger RNA, 1437 nt
Organism: Arabidopsis thaliana (thale cress)
Lineage: Eukaryota; Viridiplantae; Streptophyta; Magnoliopsida; Brassicales; Brassicaceae
Gene: UMAMIT37
Product: nodulin MtN21 /EamA-like transporter family protein
Exons: 7
Coding region: 159-1271 (370 amino acids)
Biological process (GO): transmembrane transport
Cellular component (GO): membrane
Molecular function (GO): transmembrane transporter activity
Source: RefSeq, marked reviewed